GCGGGCUGAGGCGGCUCCGGAGGCUGAGGCUUCGCGGAGUCGGAGGCGGCGGGUCGGCUGAGGCGCCGCGGAGCCGGGAGCGGGAGCGCGUGGAGCCGAGGAGCCCGCGGAGCCCGCGGAGCGCGGGGCGGCAGGGAGGCGGCCGAGCGCGCGGGGAGCCGGGCCCGCGGACCCGUGGGCGCGCGGUCCGGCCGGGCCCCACCCGCGUCCGCGCCCCCGGCCCCGACCCCCGCGGCGCCCGGCGGAGGAGCGCGGCCGCGAGGAUGUCGGCGGGCGGCCGCGAGGAGGAGCGGCGGAAGCUGGCCGACAUCAUCCACCACUGGAACGCCAACCGGCUGGACCUGUUCGAGAUCAGCCAGCCCACCGAGGAUUUGGAGUUCCAUGGAGUGAUGAGGUUUUAUUUUCAAGAUAAAGCUGCUGGGAACUUUGCAACGAAAUGUAUCCGGGUCUCCAGCACGGCCACCACGCAGGACGUCGUGGAGACGCUGGCCGAGAAGUUCCGGCCCGACAUGCGCAUGCUGUCCUCCCCCAAGUACUCGCUCUACGAGGUGCACGUCAGCGGAGAAGAAAGAAGAUUGGAUGUGGACGAGAAGCCCCUGGUGGUGCAGCUGAACUGGAAUAAAGAUGACCGCGAGGGCCGGUUCGUCCUGAAGAACGAGAACGACGCCGCUCCUCCCAAGAAGGCUCAGAGCAAUGGACCUGAAAAGCAGGAAAAAGAAGGCGUUAUCCAGAACUUCAAGCGGACUCUCUCGAAGAAAGAAAAGAAGGAGAAAAAGAAGCGAGAAAAAGAGGCGCUGAGACAGGCACCCGACAAAGAGGACGGACCUUUCCGAGGGGAUGACGUUGAGAACUCUCGCCUGGCUGCUGAGGUUUACAAAGACAUGCCCGAAACCAGCUUCACCCGCACCAUCUCGAACCCCGAGGUGGUCAUGAAGCGGCGGCGGCAGCAGAAGCUGGAGAAGAGGAUGCAGGAGUUCCGCAGCUCGGACGGGCGGCCAGACUCAGGUGGAACGCUGAGGAUUUAUGCGGAUAGUUUACGACCAAAUAUCCCCUACAAGACGAUCCUGCUGUCCACCACGGACCCUGCGGGCUUCGCGGUGGCCGAAGCUUUGGAGAAGUACGGCCUGGAGAAGGAAAACCCGAAGGACUACUGCAUCGCCCGGGUUAUGCUCCCUCCCGGAGCCCAGCAUUCUGACGAGAAAGGUGCUAAGGAGGUGGUCCUGGACGAUGACGAGUGUCCCCUGCAGAUCUUCCGGGAGUGGCCCAGCGACCGCGGGGUUUUAGUCUUUCAGUUGAAGAGGAGGCCCCCAGACUAUGUUCCCAGGAAAACCAAGAAGCACCCAGACGGGCGGCCCGCGAAGGGCAAGGAGAGAGCCGACGGGGCGGGCUACGGCUCCGCACUGCCGCCCGAGAAGCUGCCCUACCUCGUGGAGCUGAGCCCAGGGAGAAGGAACCACUUUGCCUACUGCAGCUCUCACGCUCACGAAGAUGGCUCCGACUCCCGAGACAAGCCCAAGCUCUACCGCCUGCAGCUCAGUGUGACGGAGGUCGGGACAGACAAGUUUGACGACAGCUCCAUCCAGUUGUUUGGUUCAGGGAUUCAGCCCCAUCACUGCGACCUCACGAACAUGGACGGAGUGGUCACCGUCACGCCCAGGAGCAUGGACGCGGAGACCUAUGUGGAGGGGCAGCGCAUCUCGGAGACGACCAUGCUGCAGAGCGGGAUGAGUGUGCAGUUCGGAGCCCAGCAUGUGUUCAAGUUCGUGGACCCCAGCCAGGACCACGCCCUGGUGAAGAGGCCCGUGGACGGCCUGCCCGCGAAGGGCCCCAGACACAAACCCGGAAUUGUUCAGGAGACAACUUUUGACUUAGGAGGCGACAUUCACAGUGGAACAGCGUUGCCCACAAGCAAGAGCUCCACUCGACUGGACAGCGACAGGGUGUCGUCUGCCUGCAGCACAGCCGAGCGGGGGAUGGUGAAGCCGAUGGUCCGCCUGGAGCAGCCCGAGUGCCGCUGGCCGGAGAGCAGGACGCAGGAUGCUCCGGGGCCCGAGCUGGUGCUGCCUGCCAGCAUUGAGUUCCGGGAGAGUGCUGAAGACUCGUUUUUAUCUGCUAUUAUAAAUUACACGAACAGCUCCACCGUCCACUUUAAGUUGUCUCCUACAUACGUGCUCUACAUGGCCUGCCGGUACGUAUUGUCGAGCCAGUACAGACCGGAAGCCAGUCCCCCCGAGCGCACCCACAAGGUGAUCGCCAUCGUCAACAAGAUGGUGAGCAUGAUGGACGGCGUGAUCCAGGAAGUAGACCAGGUUGAACAGAAACAGAAGAACAUCGCAGGGGCGCUUGCUUUCUGGAUGGCCAACGCGUCUGAGCUCCUCAACUUCAUCAAGCAGGACCGGGACCUGAGCCGGGUCACGCUGGACGCCCAGGAUGUGCUGGCGCACCUGGUUCAGAUGGCCUUUAAGUUCCUGGUCCACUGUCUGCAGUCAGAACUGAACAACUACAUGCCGGCCUUCCUGGACGACCCCGAGGAGAACAGUCUGCAAAGACCGAAGAUAGACGACGUCCUGCACACGCUCUCGGGGGCGAUGGCGCUGCUGCGGCGCUGCCGGGUCAACGCGGCCCUCACCAUCCAGCUCUUCUCCCAGCUCUUCCACUUCGUCAACAUGUGGCUGUUCAACAGGCUGGUCACCGACCCCGAGUCAGGGCUGUGCUCGCACUACUGGGGCGCCAUCAUCCGCCAGCAGCUGGGCCACGUGGAGGCGUGGGCGGAGAAGCAGGGGCUGGAGCUGGCCGCCGACUGCCACCUCAGCAGAAUCGUGCAGGCCACCACCUUGCUGACGAUGGAUAAGUACGCGCCCGAGGACGUUCCCAACAUAAACAGCACCUGCUUCAAGCUGAACUCACUGCAGCUGCAAGCCUUGCUGCAGAACUACCACUGCGCGCCCGAUGAGCCCUUCAUCCCCACGGACCUGAUAGAGAACGUCGUGGCUGUGGCCGAGAACACGGCCGACGAGCUGGCGCGCAGCGACGGGCGGGAGGUGCAGCUGGAGGAGGACCCCGACCUGCAGCUGCCCUUCCUGCUGCCGGAGGACGGCUACUCCUGCGACGUCGUCAGGAACCUCCCCAGCGGCCUGCAGGAGUUCCUGGACCCCCUGUGCCAGCGGGGCUUCUGCAGGCUGGUCCCUCACGCACGCUCCCCGGGCACCUGGACCAUCCACUUCGAGGGCGCCGACUAUGAAAGCCACCUUCUGCGUGAGAACACGGAACUGGCUCAGCCUCUGCGGAAGGAGCCCGAGAUCAUCACCGUGACCCUGAAGAAGCAGAACGGAAUGGGCCUCAGCAUCGUCGCGGCAAAGGGUGCUGGUCAAGAUAAACUUGGAAUCUAUGUCAAGUCCGUUGUGAAAGGAGGUGCUGCGGAUGUGGACGGGCGGCUGGCCGCGGGAGACCAGCUCCUCAGUGUGGACGGGCGGAGUCUGGUAGGACUCUCUCAGGAAAGGGCAGCAGAGCUCAUGACAAGGACAAGCUCUGUGGUGACACUGGAAGUGGCGAAGCAAGGAGCCAUCUAUCACGGCCUGGCUACCCUGCUCAACCAGCCGUCCCCGAUGAUGCAGAGGCUGUCAGAUCGCCGCGGCUCAGGAAAACCCCGACCCAAGAGUGAAGGCUUCGAGCUCUACAACAAUUCCGCUCCCAACGGCUCGCCCGAGAGCCCCCCGCUGCCCUGGGCGGAGUACAGCGAACCAAGGAAGCUGCCCGGCGACGACCGGCUGCUGAAGAACAGAGCCGACCACCGCUCCAGCCCCAACGUGGCAAACCAGCCUCCGAGUCCUGGAGGGAAAGGCGCCUACGCCCCUGGGACGGCAGCGAAGAUCACGUCCGUCUCCACGGGGAACCUGUGCGCGGAGGAGCAGACGCCCCCGCCGCGGCCCGAGGCCUACCCCAUCCCCACGCAGACAUACACCAGGGAGUACUUCACCUUCCCCGCCUCCAAGGCCCAGGACCGGGCUCCUCCUCCUCCUCCUCACGGCCAGUGGUCCGCGUACGAGGAGGAACCGCACGUGCACGUGGACGGCAGUCACCCCAGCCUUGCGGCGCAGCGUGUGACCCGUUCCCAAGAGGAGCUUCGGGAAGACAAAGCUUAUCACCUGGAGCACCACCGCGUGGAGGCGGCCAUGGACCGCAAGUCCGACAGCGACCUGUGGAUGAACCCGAGCUCCUCGGUGGGCUCCAGCGCGUCCAGCCAGGAGCACCUGGACCACGCGUCCAAGCCGGGCACUCCUGCAUCCACCCUGACCAAAAGUGGCCCCGGGCGCUGGAAGACCCCCGCCACGGGGCAGCCCGCGCCAGCAUCUGUCCCCCAGCCUGGCCGCACCGACCUGCCCCCACCGCCACCUCCGCCUCCCAUGCACUAUGCCAGCGAAUUCGACGGGAUCCCGAUGGACUUGCCUCUCCCACCGCCCCCUGCCAGCCAGCUGGGACCUCAGUCUGCACAGGUGGCCGCCGCGGAGCGGAAGAAGAGGGAGGAGCACCAGCGCUGGUACGAGAAGGAGAAGGCGCGGCUGGAGGAGGAGCGGGAGCGGAAGCGCCGGGAGCAGGAGAGGAAGCUGGGCCAGAUGCGCUCGCAGUCGCUGAACCCUGCUCCCUUCUCUCCUGUGACUGUGCAGCCGAUGAAGCCGGAGAAGCCGGCCACGCUGCAGAGGCCCCAAGAGACGGUCAUUCGGGAGCUGCAGCCCCAGCAGCAGCCCCGCACGAUCGAGCGCAGGGACUUGCAGUACAUCACCGUCAGCAAGGAGGAGCUGUCCUCAGGGGACAGCCUGUCCCCCGACCCCUGGAAGCGCGACGCCAAGGAGAAGCUGGAGAAGCAGCAGCAGCUGCACAUCGUGGACAUGCUGAGCCGGGAGAUCCAGGAGCUGCAGGGCAAGGCCGAGCGCAGCGCCGAGGAGAGCGACCGCCUGCGCAAGCUCCUGCUCGAGUGGCAGUUCCAGAAGCGGUUGCAGGAGUCCAAGGAGAAGGACGAGGACGACGAGGAGGAGGAGGAGGACGUGGACACCAUGCUGCUCACGCAGCGGCUGGAGGCCGAGCGCAGAGCCCGGCAGACUGCUGUGCCCGCAAUCUCUGUUCUAGAUUUGGACGAGGAGCGGCGGCGGCAGCAGCAGCUGGAGGAGAUGCGGCUGCGGGAGGCGGAGGAGCGCGCCCGGCAGGAGGGCCAGCGGCUGCGGCAGGAGGAGGAGCGGGGCCAGCGGGACGCCGAAGAAAAGAGGCGACAGGAAGAAGGGUAUUACAGCCGCCUGGAGGCCGAAAGGCGCCGACUGCACGAUGAGGCGGAUCGCAGGCUGCUGGAGCCCGAGGAGCCGGCCCUGUGCCGGCCUCCGCUGCCGCGGGGCUACGAGCCCACAGCCCUGCCCGCCCCGGCGGGUGCGCCACCCCCCCCACCGCAGCGCACCACCUCCUCCCUGCAGGCGCAGGCCCUGUCCCCCGACUCCCUGUACACCGCCAAGCUGGUUGCCUACACCGAGGAGGAGGAGGAGGAGAGCCCCGCAGGACCAAACUCGUUCACGGGAUCUUCUGGGACACUUGCCGGUGCUCAUGAGGCCUGUCGGGACCCGAGAGAGAAGCUGACUAGAAGCCACGAGGCAGGUGUCCCUGGGGGCGCGGGAGCCCCGGAGAACCUCACCUUCAGGGAGCGCCAGCGCCUCUUCUCCCAGGGCCAGGACGUGUCCAACAAGGUGAAAGCCUCCCGCAAACUCACGGAGCUGGAGAACGAGCUGAACACCAAGUGAAGAGGGCGCCUGCUCCCCACGCCUUCCCCCGGCUCCGAGGCCCCGGCGCGUCCUCUGGGCAGCGGCUGGGGUUCAGGACGCUCAGCCCGGGAACUGCUGUUCACCAGCGAGGCCAUGUGCACACGAAACACUGUGGGCUCCUUAGUGACCUGCUCCCACCGAGACCUUCUGUGGGUCUCUCUCGAGCCGGGGAGGGGGUGCGGGGAAGGGCAGGAGAUGCUGAGGCCGCUCCCCUUCUCCCAGGAGCACCGAGUCCUGUUUCUCUUCCUCUCCGAGAAUAGCUUGAACUACCCCGGGGACGGUGCGCUCUGGAGGGCAGCUGGCUGUAGACUGCCGGUGUGUCUGCCGGGAGAACCGCCUGCGGAGGGGGCGGGUCGCGGUCCAGCCUCCUCCUGCCCCGCCCGCUCCUCAGGUGCAAGCCCUCCCGACCCGCUUACCUAUUUGAUGGGAAAACUUUCUCAACAGAACAUUUUGAGGCUUUAAGCUUAGGAAAUUUUAUUUUUAUAAAGGCCAGAUUAGUUCUAUUAAACCACUGGUGAUUUUGAAGGUGGCAGUUAGUGUUAGGACGUUAACUGUUUCAGAUGCCCGAGGGGAUCUGUGAGGAGCCGCUAGCUCUGUGUUUCGGGGAAAGGAGCAGGUGUCUGGAUGUGAGUUGCGGGGGAGGGGAGCCGAGGGAGCCGCCGCUGCUCAGGGAUUUUCCCUUCGGCCGAGAGGGACGCCACGUGCUGCAGGGAGGCUCUGCCCCCGGCCCCUCGUUACGUCCUGAGAAUGACUGUGUGGCAGUUCAAGCUAUUUCUGUGCACUCUGGUAGGAUUAUUUAAUUUCCAUUGGUUGAAUUAUUAGUUACACUGUGUUUCUUCAGCUGUGACUGGCUGAUGUCGGGGAGACGGACCUCACUUUGAUUUCUCUUGUGUGAUGUUAAAUGGUAAAUUACUUGUGAUUUGAGCAAAUUUCCUCUGGACAACCCCUGAGGUGGGGUCGGGAGGCUUUUCUGUACCAGGUUGCUCUCAGAAAUGUGUCUGUUAGAAACCGCACCCUUCGCAUAGAGGGGGAGGGGCUUCCGGCCUGGGAACCACGGGGGUGAGAGCUGUAGGAUCAGCGUCCUCGCGGCCAGGGCUCUGGCUGGAGGUGUGUGAGGUCCGCGGAGGGGCCUGCGUGGCUAUGAAGGAUCGCACGGCGCUGGCGGCUGGAGAGCAGGCUCCUCCCAGGCACCGAGAGACACUGCAGCCUCACGGGGCGAAGCCCACUUUGCCCUGAGAUGCUGCGGACCAACUGCUGUUCUGUUCCCGUGGAAAGGCCGCGCCCACCACACGUGAACGACAUGCGGACACUGCACAGGCGGCGGCUCUGCCUCCAGGGUCGGCCUUCCAUGACUGCACUACUGCGGCCCAUCAACUGCUGUAGCUUCCCUUCUGCUGUACCCAGCCCAGCCUGUUUUUAAUAAACUUUGUACGUAUUUAAGUGCA
This is a messenger RNA of Eptesicus fuscus (big brown bat), 7246 nucleotides long. It is a transcript of the gene AFDN, whose product is annotated as afadin, adherens junction formation factor. Gene Ontology annotation, cellular component: adherens junction. Bases 264 to 5780 code for a protein of 1838 amino acids. The transcript has 35 exons. The record is from RefSeq and is a predicted model, not a curated record. Gene Ontology annotation, biological process: signal transduction; regulation of protein localization. NCBI's taxonomy places the organism in Eukaryota, Metazoa, Chordata, Mammalia, Chiroptera, Vespertilionidae. Gene Ontology annotation, molecular function: cell adhesion molecule binding.